AGAAGCUUCAUUGUUCGGUGUUGUGUUGCGUUCAUGUCCUCGUUGCUGCUCGGCGAGUACAACACGGACUUUAAUGUGGGGAUGGGGAGGGAUUUGUCUCAAAAUGAUUUACACACAUACAUAUCCGCCAUUUUCACGUGUUUUAUAAUGUUGUGUGUGCAUUUAUCACGCCUUAUCAUUUGUAAAUCUUCAUUUCUGCUUGGGCAUCGAGGAAGGUGCGAUAUUUUUGAGGCAAACGUAAAGCGGUUUUCAAGAUAUUGGCACGACGACGUCCCGCCUCCAUCCGCUAGGCGGCAGUGUUGAGAGCAUUUACUGCCAAGUAGAUCAUCGAGAGCUACCCGGACCGCCGCAUGAACAUGGAAAAUGAUUGAAGCACUCUUUUUCUUGUACUUACCAAUGACGGGAAUGUCGGUUUCCCGGGGAUUUCACCGUAGACUGUUGGAUUCGAUUUGCUCCUACAGUAGUCCUUUCGGGUUCGCCGGUCCUUGCCGCACCGUGCGAUUUUCGCCCCCUGGUAUUUUUAAGGCGGGUCGCCUGAAAGAAGGCGCCCGACCGAGUAUUGCCUUCCCGGCUAUCUCGCUUGUCGCCAGAUUUAUGUCUCGUCCCUGCCAGAAGUACACUAUGUACGGUGUAUUGGCCUUUUGUACUGGAAGUACUCGAUGAUCGGUUCUCAGCGUUUUCAUCUUCCGGUUGCAUUUGUAUUUGUACUCUCACUUUAGUUUGGUUUUUAGUUACUCUUCCCACGUCUACUCACUCACCAGUGAACAAAAGUGAGACAGAAAUGAACGAUUUAUUUCUGACUUGAGAGAGGUUAACCUAUUUUUUGAACCCACUUUGUUCUUAUUUGCGCUAAUAAUGAAACUUUUGAGUGUAUUUUAACAGUGCCGCAUAGUACAGUGAUCCAUUUCCAACACCGCUUAUCCUGGUCGGGGUCGCGGGACGCCGGAGCCUAGCCCAGCUGACUUCGGACGAAAGGCGGACGACACCCUGAACUGGUCGCCAGUCAGUCGCAGGGCACAUGUAGACACAGACGACCCUUCGCACCGUCACUGAGUGAGAACUGAACCCACGCUGCCCGCACCGAAGUCAGGCGAGUGGACCACGACACCAUCAGUGACUAGUAUAGUGAUCCGCCUCACAAUUGUGAAGUCCGGCUUCCUCCCACAUUCCAAAAACAUCCAUGUUAGGUUCAUUGAAAACUCUAAAUGGCCCAUGAGUGUGAAUAGUUGUUUGUGUUUAUGUGCCCGGUGAUCGGAUCGACCGGCGACCAGUGCAGUGGCGGUACUCCGCCUUCUGCUCAAAAUCAGCUGGGAUAAGAUCCAGUCACUUGUCCCUGUUAAUAAGGACAGGUGUCAUGGAAAAUCGAUGGAGGAGUGGGAAAACACACUCAAAAUCAGCUACAAAGUCAGGAGAGUUGUAGUGAAUGAAGGUUUUUCAUUUUAUUGAAUUGAUAACAGACGGGACGGUGGGCGAUCGGUUGGCACAUCUGCAUCGCAGUUCUGAGGUCCCGGGUUCAAAUCCCGGCCUCGGAGUUUGCAUGUUCUCCCCGUGCCUGCGUGGCCUCUCUCCGGCCACUCCGCUUUCCUCCCACGUCCCCAAAACAUAAACAUGCGCGCUUGCUUCAUUGAAGACUCUAAAUCGCCCGCAGGUGUGAAUGUGAUUGCGAAUGGUUGUUUGUUUCUAUGUGCCCUGCGAUUGGCCGGCUGGGAUGGGCUCCGGCAUGCCCGCGACCCUAGCGAGGAUAAGCGCUACGGAAAAUGGAUGAAUUGAUGAUAACUGAUGUCAGCCAGUAGAAUGUUGACAUCCGUCAAAGCUGACCAAUCCACAACACGUGCAGCUAUCUCGAUUGAAUUAUUUGAUUUGUUUGUCUGUUCGUUAUAUUAAAUCUAGUUCCACCGAACCUUCUGUUCUUGUCAGGCAUAGAAUAAGAAGGAUGUGUAAAAAAAAAAAAAAAAAAAAGAAGCUGUGUUAUCGGAAGUGGCAUAAGACUCUCUCACUCCAUGUACCCGCAAGCCAGCCAGCAAGUUUUUUGUUUGUUUUUGUUUUUACUGAUCUUUGUCAAAGCUUUCAAAUCCCGUUUUCAGACUGAUUUAAAAUGAUUCCUGGUUGUCAGCACUCUAGCAGUCAUCCGGUUUGAUUUGCCACGAGUGAUCACUCUCUGCUCAGACGUCACAAUAUUGUACAGCAAAGUUGGCUUUCAAGGUAUAAUUGAAACCAUGAUGUCCAAAGAUGCACAGUUUAAACACUAAUGUAUAAUAAUACUAGUUCAUGCUUCAAUAAAAAUGUUUUGUACAUAAAAGUAAAAAACAAAAACAAAAGUACAGUACUGGAUUAAAAAUAGGUUUAAACAGGAUAUAUUCAUAGCUAAAAGCUUCAUUGUAAUAUGUCUGAAUGCUUGACAUGUUGUAAAUGUGAUUUGUAUUGAAUUGAGUGAUUCUUUCGCGUAGCACUCGAGGUCCAAAAUUGAAUGGAAUGGAAUUGAAUCGAAUUGGUCCAGGUUGUGGCUCUCCUUUCGUCCAAAGUCAGCUCAGCCACGGCACAAAUGAGGACCGUAACAUACUGUACAGUAUGUGGAUACGGGCUGUUCCGUCCCUGGAGGACCGCUGUCAGAGUUUUGUCCGCAUGGCGUUAGGCUUGUGCCGUAAUGACAUUCUCAAAAGUGUGUUUUGUGUGCAAAAGUUUUUACUUUGUGUAAAAGUUAUAUUUUUCCAGUUUUUCACCACCCUCUUGCUCAAAACGUUGCGCCUCUCUGUCGCUCUCAACCAUGCAUUGCCCUACGCGCACACUACGCUGCCCUUUUAUGCUUGCCAUACCUGACAGUGUUACAAAUGUGCCACAACUGUCAACCAAUCAGGGAUCGGACAGGAGUGCAAAUUGGGAUCGGCUGCUUACUGUAUAGCCGCAUUUUACAGCAACGACGUCCCAGAAGCCUUAAGAAGCUGAUAGAACUUUUGGGAUUGAAUUUAUUAACACAGGCUUUGCCCUUGUUACAGUUAUAUUUCAUUUAGUUUGCUUUAACGUUAGUGUGCCUCGAGGCACACUAACGUUAAAGUUGAUUUUUAUAUUAUUUUUUAAUGCAAAUUUCUCCACGGAGACAUUCAAAUAUAUACAAUGAAAUGGAAAAAAAAAAACAAAUUGUGCGCGCUUAGCGCAAGGCAUGGUUGAGAGCGAGAGAGAGGCGAGGCGCAAAUUUGGCAAAAAAAAAAAACAUUUUGCACGAGCGUGUGGAGAAAAACUAGAAAAAUCGAACUUUUACACAAAAUAUAAUCGUGAGUUCUUACAAAAAACAUAUUUUACCUGCACGCCCUGCGAGCGGAGGGUCAUCGGUUCGUAUCCCCGCCGGCGCACGUGUCGUCGUUGUGUCCCUGGGCAGGACACUUAACCCACACCGCGUACCAAUGGAUGUUUAGUGGCGGUCGGAGGGGCCAUAGGCGCAGAAUGGCAGCCGCUUCCGUCGGAAUGUCCAAGAGCAGCUGUGGCUACCAAAGUAGCUUACCACCACUCGGGGAGUGACUGCGAAGUGAAUGAAUAAUGCGUGCAAUGCAAUUGUAAAGUGUCUUUGGGUAUCAGGAAAAGUGCUCUUUUAAGUUGACUGCAUUAUUGUUAUUCUUAAGUGGGUCCAAAUUCGAAUGCUGCCCAUCAGAAUUCAUCAAUGUCCAUUUCUUUUCUCUUGUCACUCAUUCGACUUUCAUAGUGUGAGCCUGGAUGUUCACGGUGCCAGAAUGACGUGGAGGUUUGGCAACCGCCUGUGUCUCAUUGUAUUCCUGAGUUUGAUGGAACCAUCAAGAGAGAACUGUAAAGACUAUUUUACAGAGGAGGAAUGGGAAAAAACAAGUCCACUUCAAAUGGUCUCCCUCGUCAUCACGGAGAACAUCACAAAUGUGGCGGAGUGUACUUUAGAAAGCUACUGUUUUUCACAAAAAAUAAUGUGCGACGUGCUGAAUGACUGCUUUCCUAAACAUGAGACAUCCCGUAAAAAGUGUCAACCUGUGUGGAAUGUCACUGUUCAUACUCAUCACUUAAAGUGCCUGCUCGCCAAAAUGGUGGAUUUCCAUAAAACUGUAAAUGCAGCAACCGCGCUGCCUCCGACAACAGCACCGCAGACAAUGGCGACGUCACCGGUUUGGUCAUCUCAGAGCGCGCCACUGGCGACAUCACGUGCGGUGUCACCGAUAUUUACACGUUUGGGAAGAAAUGGACAACAUGCCAAGAAGUCUGAAGCCUGUCAAAGCAACCGCACUAUUAUCCUGACGGUUCUAUUGGUGAUUUCGUCAACCCUUGCCAUCGUUUUGCCAUUGGCUGUUUACUUUUACAUGCGCCGCCGGAAGACGCAAGACAAGAUGUGGCAGUAUGGCGAACCGUCUGCAAAUUCCGAAGUACCGAUGGAGCACAUUGGAGUCUCUGUAUCAUAAGCUACGCAUUAGAGCAGAGGCGACAGCUUGGCAAGCAUAAAGAGCCAGAGAACCAAUGGAUGCCCGCACUAACACAGAGCGAGCUACUUACAGCUUCACAUGAGAAGGUCAAAACUGCAAUACAGUUCGACGCUGCAAAUAAUAAUGAAGAUGUCCAAUUCAUAUUACUCUGGCUGGCAGUGUCAAUACAAACGAAUAUCUUCAUACAUGUGUGUCAGAAAACGCUUCAGGAGGAGCGCAAAAUGGGAGGAAUAGUCACGUGGCUGUUCCGAAAAUGUCCAUCCAAAUAACUGCUAUGAUAUGCUACUGUAUAUGUAUAGCCAUAUACUGUAUGUGUAUAUGAUGUGGACAUUCUAUUUAUUGCUGGCGUCUGGCGGAAACCUCGCAUCAUCACUUCAGGAAACCCCAAAAACGUCGAGCCUUUAAUAUUGUAUCGUCAAAGAGAGCGAGUCAUUUUCAGCACUUUAGAUCGCUCAAUAAUAUGUUAACGUAACAUACUAAGAGUAUUGAUUUGUGAAAACAUAUGCAAUUUGGACGUGGGAGGUUUCAGCCAAUGCCAACGUUAUGUAACUAUACAUUGCAGGUUUUACAACCAAUAAAACAAACUGACAUGAAAUAGGA
Phycodurus eques (leafy seadragon) is the source of this 5033-nucleotide messenger RNA. RefSeq lists its product as uncharacterized. Lineage: Eukaryota; Metazoa; Chordata; Actinopteri; Syngnathiformes; Syngnathidae. The coding region runs from base 3630 to 4412 and encodes 260 amino acids. The transcript has 9 exons. The record is from RefSeq and is a predicted model, not a curated record.